GUUAAUCGUUUGCAGAACCCGGGUUAUUCCCCUUUGCACAGUAACAUAAAUAUAUGUAUAAUGGUGUAAAACAGUCUUGUGUGUAGCAAUGGAUUACACGGAAGUUGUGCAAAACUUUGUUCUUGACCACAAAAUAGGAAUCAGUGUUGCAUUAGGUGUUGGUGUUGUGUUAUGGGGAAUAAGGCGAUAUGUGAAGGGACCCAGAUAUUAUGGGAAAAGGCGCAUUGAUGGUAAAACAGUAAUAAUUACUGGUGGAAAUACAGGGAUUGGUAAAGAAACAGCAAUAGAUCUGGCAAAACGAGGAGCCAAAGUUAUAAUUGCUUGUCGUGACAUGACUAGGGGAAACAGCGCAGUUGAUGAUAUUAAACGCAUCAGUGGCAGCAAAAAUAUUUCUUUGGUACAGUUAGAUCUGGCUUCACUGAAAUCUGUCAGAAAAUUUGCUGAGGAAAUACACAGAACAGAGAAACGAUUGGACAUACUAAUUAAUAAUGCUGGCGUUAUGGCUUGUCCUUACAUGAAGACAGAAGACGGACUUGAAAUGCAGUUUGGAGUCAACCACAUUGGCCAUUUCCUUUUGACCAACCUACUGUUAGAUCUGAUAAAGAAAGCAGCACCAAGUCGUAUCGUUAACGUGUCAUCCUUAGCACAUGUCUUUACUGGUCCACUGAAUUUUGCUGACAUUGCCAAAAGGGAAAAAUAUUAUAAUGCGGAAGAAGCUUAUACACAGAGCAAACUUUGUAAUAUACUAUUUACGAAAGAAUUGGCAUCCCGCUUAGCAGGUACAGGAGUCACAACGUAUUCUUUACAUCCCGGUGCUAUUGACACAGAGUUAGGAAGGCAUUGGAGAAGUAAACAGAGGCUUAUUAGAGAACCGAUUUAUUUUAUAUAUUCUCUCUUUACCAAAACUCCAUAUGAAGGAGCUCAAACUAAUAUCUACUGUGCAGUUGAAGAAUCCUUGGAUAAGGAAACAGGGAAAUAUUACAGUGACUGUGCAGAAAAGGCUCCUUCCAAACCAGCUUUAGAUGAAGGGGCUGCUAAGAAGUUAUGGGAAUUCUCAGAAAAACUUGUUGGUCUUUAACUGUAGAAAAUCGAUGGUGUAAAUAGAUACCUAGUAACCAAUCUCUGGCACAAGAAGAAAUGGAAAACAAGUGCAUAUAAUAAUGAACAUACUGCUGAAAUACCUCAAUGGAAAAAAAUAAUAACUUUUAUUAGCAAUUUGCUAAGUAGGUCAUAAUAACAUUAAUUGAUUUAAUAAUUUGUUGUGUUUUUUAUAAACAUAAAAAAGGAUUUAGAC
Messenger RNA from Mytilus californianus (California mussel), 1294 nucleotides. RefSeq names its product retinol dehydrogenase 13-like. Lineage: Eukaryota; Metazoa; Mollusca; Bivalvia; Mytilida; Mytilidae. The transcript is spliced from 7 exons. Bases 89 to 1078 code for a protein of 329 amino acids. The record is from RefSeq and is a predicted model, not a curated record.